Aphis gossypii (cotton aphid) is the source of this 2006-nucleotide messenger RNA. RefSeq names its product ras-related protein Rac1. Gene Ontology annotation, molecular function: GTP binding; protein kinase binding; GTPase activity. The transcript has 7 exons. Gene Ontology annotation, cellular component: cytoplasmic vesicle; cell cortex; cell projection. Gene Ontology annotation, biological process: actin filament organization; small GTPase-mediated signal transduction; regulation of actin cytoskeleton organization. Bases 233 to 811 code for a protein of 192 amino acids. NCBI's taxonomy places the organism in Eukaryota, Metazoa, Arthropoda, Insecta, Hemiptera, Aphididae. The record is from RefSeq and is a predicted model, not a curated record.
UUUACCGUGGGUGGAAUCACUGGAAUGUCCUUGCACUUGCUAAGCCCCGAAAUCACGACGUCCGACAACGACGACAGCCACCAGUUUUGAUAUUUUCCGAUGUUUGGUUCCCACAUCAAUAAAAACCAUUUGGCGGCCAAUAAAAACGAUCUGUACAUGUUAAACGAUCACCAAACAACGUGCACCGCGAUUUCCCGGUAGGUAGUGUUCGGUUUCGGGUCGGCCGCGCAAAAUGCAAGCCAUCAAGUGUGUCGUAGUCGGCGACGGAGCGGUUGGUAAAACAUGUUUACUCAUUAGUUAUACAAGCAAUGCAUUUCCUGGAGAAUAUAUACCCACUGUAUUUGAUAACUAUUCAGCCAAUGUUAUGGUUGAUGGAAAACCUAUAAACUUAGGAUUGUGGGAUACUGCUGGCCAAGAAGAUUAUGAUAGGCUUAGGCCUCUUUCAUAUCCACAAACAGAUGUGUUUCUUAUAUGUUUUUCAUUAGUAAAUCCUGCAUCAUUUGAAAAUGUGCGGGCAAAAUGGUAUCCUGAAGUUCGACAUCAUUGUCCAAGUACUCCAAUUAUUUUAGUUGGUACUAAACUUGAUCUACGAGAGGAUAAAGAAACAAUUGAUAAACUGAAAGAAAAAAAGUUAACUGCUAUUACAUAUCCACAGGGUUUAUCAAUGGCCAAAGAAAUUGGAGCAGUGAAGUACUUGGAAUGUAGUGCUUUGACUCAAAAAGGUCUAAAAAUUGUUUUUGAUGAAGCCAUUAGAGCAGUUUUAUGUCCUGUACUGCCAGUUAAGCCAAAACGUAAAUGCACAAUAAUUUAACAAUCAUGACUAUGUUGUCACUGGGACUUUAAAUCCAAAUGGAGGAUUGUCCAAGACUGAUAACUGUCAGUUCGCCGAUCGAUACACUUUUUGUUGGUGUAUAACAACUAACAAAAAACAAAAGUUCUUCCUGCAAAAUAAUAGAGCGCACAUAAUAAUUAAAUUAUGUAAUAUAAAGUAUGAUAAGAAAUUUAUGUAUUAACUAGGGACCUAUAAUGCUGUUGAACAAACUUAUGGCCUAAUUUUAUAGUCUAAUCAUGUAAUCUAUAGCUUAAUCAUUUUUAUAAAGAAAAAAUAAUAUAUAUAUAUAUUUAAAUAAUCCAUAAGUUAAUUAAUUCUCUAAUUGUAAAUUAAUAUAAACCAAUUUCCAUUGUGAAUUUUUUUUUUAAUUAUUUUACAAUUUAUUUUCUAUUAAGUUGCUUGGUGCUACUUACUUUCUGUAUCUUUUAAUAUCACUAUAAUUUUUUUUUUUACUCUAAUGACCUUUGCCACAAUAUAUGUUACUGAGUAUGGUAAUAAUGUAUAAUUAACAUAAAAAAAAAUUAAAUUUACAAAAUACCAUCAUUCAUUUUGAAUACCUUAUAGUUACAUGAUAAAUUGGAUAAUGUUGGCAAUUUAUUCUCAAUUGUAAAAAUAUAAGCUAAGUGAUGUAAUAUUGUUACAGUUCAAUAGUAGCAUGGUUAUUUUAAGUUAGGCUGUAAUCAAAAAUUAUUUAUUUAUCUCUUAAGCUUUAUGGAUUUAAAAAAUAAGCACUGUGUGCUUAUUUUUAUUCUCAAUUAUUUAUCAUGUAUAACUGACAUAAAUGCAUUUUCCAGUGGUUUAGAGUAUAAAAUAUUGUGUAUAUAGAAAUUAUAUGAAAUAUGUACAAAAGCAACAAAACCUAUAGUAUCAUUUUUUGUAAUAUUUGUUAUGUCUAAAAAAUCAGAAUUUUAAUGUUAUUUUUUACUGAGUUUCUUUAUAAAAUGUUGUUGGACCUACUAGACGCAUGAUAUUUAUUAUAUAGUCAUGUGUUUUUUUUUUUUUUUUUGUACGAUAUUCAUUUUUUUCUUUUUAUUUUAACCUUGUAAUUUCUAAAUAAAUGAUAUAUCUUGUGUAAAAAAAAGAUAGUUACUUUUAUUUUUCAACCCCAUGUUUAUGACUUAAAAGAAUGUAGUCAUUACUUUCAUUAAUAAAUGAUGUUUUAUUGCAUUAUUAA